GUACAGAUGUUACCGGUGUAUUGUAAUGCACGCGCAACAUGCCAACGUUCUGCAAUACAAAGAAACUUAUUGCACGAGCGAUUCACCGGAACCAAGUCUGCUGACCCAAUGCGGCACGUUGACCAGCGACGCCACUCUGGUCUCUCUGUUUCGCUCCAAUGCAGCGCCGCUGCCCUGUCCCAUUAAGGGUCCCUUGGAGUUCACGUACAGCCAGGGCGAGGGCGAGUGCAAUUCGCCGCGGUCACGGGCGGAAGCGUGCACGCAGGACUCGCGUCUGCUCCUGCGCUACCAAGCGUGCGCAAACGUUCACUCGUCCGAAAGCGUGGACGUAGAAUUGGAGUGUCUGGCUCAUUGGAGGGAGGGCAGCACAAAUUACAUGGUCGCGCGUUUGCACAGCGAUCGUAACGAUCGUAAAACAAGCGACGAGGAGAGCUAUAGAUGCUUUAUUUACACAAAUCCAUCGAACAACACGUGGAACCUCGCGCAGAGCUCGGAUGCCGCCUGCAAUGGAUUGAUCAGCGUCAGCGAGGCCGCCAGAACGUUCAAGAUGACACAGAAAAAGCUACCGCAGCAUUGCGCGUUUCCGUCCUGGGUGGUGGCCGGUAAAUCGUGGGUGGCUUUGGAUCGAAUGGGUUCCCGGCUCCUGGCGUCGUCUUACAACCUCACGAUCCUCGACCGAAACGAGACCCGCCUUGUUUGCCAUUCAGUUGUCAACUCUGAUGAUCAUCGCUAUCACCGUUCCAUGCCGAUCGAUAGGGAGAACCAGAGACAGUUCGUCGCGAAGGCAACGCGGGAUUGCAAGAACGGAUACGUGUGCGUCAUGUUCCACAGGAGGGACGAGCACGUAAUAGAGAUGCAACUGUCGGAAUGGGGCCAGCAGCCCGACGAUAUAUGCAACUCGAGCACGUUCAACUCGCACACGAUGCCGUACACGACGUUCAUCACGUCCGAUCCGAUGACCAGGCAAUGCCCCAAUCUCGGUCGCUACAAUAUCGUAUCGUUGUUUCGGCCACCGAACGCCGACAAUGUUGAGAGCGUAUUGACCGUCGACGGCGAGCAGAACGUUGCUAACGCAGCGGAGGUGCACGACGUGAGAGUGCCCUCGACAGCGUUCCCAAGCCAGUGCCACCACGGUAGUGUACGUAGACUGGACAUCGGUUGCAGGACACCCGAUCGCAUGGAGUUCGCCACGUCUUGCAGCGACGAGGCGUUAUCCGAGUACUUAUGCCACGGAACUUGGGUGGAGAACGACACCGCUUACUUGGUGGCUAGCACCGACGUCGGGCGUUACUGCCUCGUUUACAGCGCGUCCGCCGCGACGACAGGAAGUCGUGAACUCUCGGUGACGGGCCAUCUCGCUUCCUGUCCGAGGGCCUCUCAUCGCUAUCCAGUCUCGUGGCAGGUGAACCUCACGUCGUACGCUCAAUGCGGCGACGCCUCGUCGGGGACCACCACGUGGGCGCUUCGGGUGCCCAUGUCUCUCGGGUGCUCGCUUCUUCACAUCGUCCUCCUCGGCGCCCUCCUCGCCCGAUACAUCGCGAGGUGAUGCCACUGAGCCGAGACGCGCCACAUACCGGUGGCUAUAUAGUUGAAAGGACAAAGACUCUUAUUGCGAAAUAUUGCAUUUGCGGUGAUUAUGUGUGAGACGUUCCGGUACGGUGUGGUAAACUAAAUAAUCAAUCUUAGGACGUAAGUGCGAGCGCGAGCGCGAGUGCGUCAUUACGCAGGGAUGGGGGUAAAAGUGAUUAAGAAAAAUAAAAUAGACAAGUCGGAAACGGGUAAGGUAUAUAUACAUAAUAGAAAUGCAUGUGCCAGCCCCGCGAAUGUGGCAGAGCCGAGUGCGAGAGCCGGGAGGCUUUACGAAUGUACAUAAAAAUCGGAUGCGUUCACGAAACGCGAGCUUCCUACACACGUUCCGCUAUACGAGAGAUCGUUCGAAAUAACGUUAUUAUUGAAGAAAGAGUCAAAACUUAACUACCUUAUUGCAAAAAAAGUGUAUAAAAAUAUUAUACAUACAUGUAUAAUUAAUUCAAGCCUUUUUUAAUGUCGUACGUUUUUUACAGAAUUUUUUUAUUAUCGUUAUUAAUAGUAUCUCUUCAUAAAUUAUAAAUAAAGAGAAGAAAUGUUUUACUGCAUUGGUUUUUAUAUGCAACAGCUGCGAAAUAUUCCUCCCUCUUAUUCAAAUUUUAUUGAUACAAGCAGUUGCGGAAAUUAUCCUCUAAUUACCACGCCCAACCGUGAUCGCAGCGGAAAAAUAUGUCAUAUUUAUCGCUCUCGAGCGAACCUCGUUUGUGUUGCCUUCAUACAUCGGAGGAUUUGUUACGUUUCUCUCUGAUAAAAAAGGUCAAAGCGAGAACGUGUUGCGUGGCGGAUGUCUUCGUACGUAGAGUUGGCGUGGAUUUGCGUUGUUGUAUGUAUAACGGUGUACGUUUGCCUUUGAAGAUGUGAAGAAAACCCAACGACGACUUAUUGAGUUUCGCGAAAAGAGCCGCUGGUUUCGCGAGGUCGUGACCGGAAAUAAGGGGCGACGCGUUCGGGCUCUUAUUUGUGCUUUUAUCUUUUACAGACGGUGUCUUGUCGCAAGAUGCGCAUUUAUUUAUUACGUCCAUUUAUAUGUAUCUAUUUAUACACAGCAUUAAAGUGCAAUCGUAAUUCCUCAACUUUUACUUAAUUUGAUUCUUCGAUUAUUUCAUCCCUUAAUCUUAUAUUAUAGCAGCUAAAUGUUGAUAAAUUCUUUUGAAUAUGUACAUACACACAAAUUCUCAUUUAAAAAAUAUUUUCUGUCAACGAUCUAAUACUAAUUUCGCUCGAUAUUAUGCAAAUUCUUGACGCUUGUACUAGUCGUCGCGUGAGAUGAUGUAAUAAUAAAAGAAAAUAAUAAGGGUGCUGGGGCCAAUAUUAUACGAAAUGAGUGUUGCUCAUAGAUCGAGAGGGAGUAAAAGAGAGAAUAAAAGAACGAGAGAGAGAGAGAGUGAGAGUGAGAGUGAGAGAGAGAAAGAGAGAAAGAGAGAGGAAGUGAUAGAUCUAUAACUACUUAGAAGUAGCUCCGCAGCCGCUGCCACAUUCGCCGGACGCGUUCGACGCUUCUAAGUGCGACGGGCGAUACAUGUACUUACUUAGAGAAGAAUAAGAGAACUGCCACGUCCAACCUGUAAUUAUACGCAUUUCCGUUAAAAGCUUCGUGGCACGAAAUCGCUCUUUGCCGUUGGAGGAGCCGCUGUAAAAAGAGAGAAACCAUACGAACGAUUAUUACUGUAAUUACUACUAUCGCUGUUAGAACCAUAAGGGCAGAAUAACGAACGAGAUGAACGGACUCUUUGCUCCUAAAGAAUUCCUCGCUUUCUUUUGUACACCUCGCGCGGGAGAGAUAUUUAUCGAGAUGGGAGCGUUUAGGUAUGUAAGUCACUCUGUAAAAAAAAAACUACACUGAUCCGCCAUUGAACUUUAAUCCUCGUGCGAUGAAUGUGAGGUCGAUACCUACUGUACGCCAUCAAGAGUUUCUGUGAAGUGAUCGAGAAAUCUCGGUCGUGCGAUCCUAUUCUGGGUGUCAUAGUCGUAACGCGAAACGAAAAUGUACUUGCAGCGCAAGAACUCGAGAUGAUAACAAUCUGAGAUAAACACGAAAUAUCACUGCCGUCAAUCAUUUUCUCUAAUGCGAAAGAACUUAAUUAGGUUGAAAGAAUGAAAUAAUGAUGGCACAAACGAUUAUUUUAAUGACUCACGAAAUAGAAUACGAUAGUUAAAAGAUUAAAUUUUGCGGAUUUAAAAGAAAUGUCGAAUAAGUGUUCGAUUGAUUUAACAAAAAUUCAAUUUAAUCUCUUUUAUUUAUUUCACAUAAAUAUGAUUCUUCGCGAUACUAAUCGAAAUAUUGAAGACAUAAGAUAAGAAAAGAAGUGCAAUUUGAAAAUAAUAUUAUUCGAUUCAAUUAUCAAAUGAUCAUGGAAGAUCAUUGCAAUACAACAUAUCGGUAAUCGGAGAGAAAAUAGGCAGUAGAUUAGGCUGCAUGCGAUAUUAAUGAUAAAUAACAUUCAGGUCUUUUCCGUAAAAUUUAGCCAUAAUCUUUACGAAUAAUUUGACAUGUUCCUUGAAAGAGUCUGAAAUUAGUAAAAUAGAUUCCGAACUUUCAUGUGAUUUUUCAGGAAUGAUCCAAUAAAGAUAAAUCUUAACAUUAUACAAUGAACCUUUGAGAAACUAAUUAAUUACGGAUUUAAUUUUAAAUCGACCGUGUAUCAGAUUUUGUUGAAUACAAUUUAAAACGUUGAGAGUUAUUGUAUAAAAAGAAAAGAGUUACGAAAACGGCGAUAGUGCGAUCGUUUGAUACGAUCCUCGUAACAGAAACCAACAUGUCGACAAGAUAUACAUAUUUUUUAUCCGAAAUAUUUUAAUUAUAGGGCUCUCUGAUCGCAAGACGGAGGGCAGGAACGGUAUUCGACCGCGUAUUAAUCGAUUAUACACAUUUACUUGGGCAGUUAGAUAUACGCAAACAAUAUAA
Molecule: messenger RNA, 4492 nt
Organism: Temnothorax curvispinosus
Lineage: Eukaryota; Metazoa; Arthropoda; Insecta; Hymenoptera; Formicidae
Exons: 8
Coding region: 26-1546 (506 amino acids)
Source: RefSeq, a predicted model, not a curated record